Molecule: messenger RNA, 3946 nt
Organism: Coturnix japonica (Japanese quail)
Lineage: Eukaryota; Metazoa; Chordata; Aves; Galliformes; Phasianidae
Source: RefSeq, a predicted model, not a curated record
UGAUUCUAUGAUUUAAGAACACUGUGGGGUGAAGAUGAUAUCUUCUCCAGCCUUUUUAUAGUAUAUGCUUCUAAGUUCCUUAUGUCUCACUGCCUCCUGCAUGUAUAAGACAGUAGUUGAGCCCCCUAAGAUUCUACUGGACAGAGUUGUUUGUAAAAUAACUUCUGACACAUCUGAAUUCUGGUUGGUGAUUGAACCAUUUGCAGAAUUGUGCUUUGACUUGUCCUCCCAUGUAUUUUGUCCUUUGCUUAUCUAUUUCUCCUCAGAUUUUCUCUUUUCUUUUAUCCUCCCAGCCCUGGAGAAUGCCUCUCUCCAAGACUGCAGCCUCUCGGAGCAAGAAGAGGAAGAAGAUGCCCUCUGGGAGAAGAUAGAGAGUGCACGGCACCAGCUGACCCGCUCCCUGAACCCUGCAAAACUCACCCCAUACCUGCGCCAGUGCCGUGUGAUAGAUGAGCAGGAUGAGGAGGAGGUGCUGAAUUCAUGCCGAUUCCCUUGCAAAAGCAACCAGACAGGUUACCUGAUGGACAUCCUUCGGCGCCGGGGUAAGCGAGGCUAUGAAGCCUUCCUGGAGUCCUUGGAGUUUUACUACCCAGAGCACUACACGCGACUAACAGGGAGGGAACCAGCCCAGCGCUGCUCCAUGAUCCUGGAUGAAGAAGGCCCUGAGGGGCUAAUGCAAUUCUUGCUGGUAGAGGUGAAGAAGAUGAGGGCUCAGCGGAAAGAGCACCUGCUGAAGGAACAUCAGCUCCAGGCAAAGAACCAGACCUUAGAACAAGAGCAAACUCGGCUGGAGCAGCGGCUGCAGGAGCUCCUGAAGGUGCAGGAGCGUUGCCAACGACUGCGGGAGGAGUGGGAUUCCAACAGUGUAGAGCUGCUGAGGCUGAAGGAUGAGAACUACAUGAUGGCCAUGCGCUAUGCACAGCUCUGUGAGGAAAAGAACAUGGCUGUACUGCGGAGCCGUGACCUGCAGCUGCUGGUGGACCAGCUGAAGUGCAAAGUUACCAGCCUGGAGGAGGAGUGCAGCCUGCUGAGGAAACAAGCGUCUACUCUGCCCCAACGGGAGGCAGAGGAGCGGGGCCACCCUGAUGCUGUGUCUGAACUGUGGGCUGAGAAUCAGCGGCUGACAGCAUCAUUGAAGGAGCUGCAGGGCAUGCUGCAGACUCCAGGUGAGGUCCCAGUGCCGGGCUCUGAGCAGAUCCUACUGGACAUCCUGGAGCAUGACUGGAAGGAAGCCCAAGAUGACCGACAAGACCUCUGCCAGAAACUCAACUCCCUGCAGAGUGAGCUGCAGUGGGCUGAGGAGCUUAGGGAUAAGUACCUACAGGAGGUGGAAGACCUGCAGCUGAAAUAUCGAACACUGCAGAAGGACUGCGAUCUCUACAAACACCGCAUGAACACGGUGCUGCUGCAGCUGGAGGAGAUCGAGAAAGAGAGAGACCAGGCAAUCCAGAGCCGAGAUGGGGUGCAGCUGCAAUAUUCCCAGAGCCUGAUUGAGAAGGAUCAGUACCGCAAGCGUGUGCGGGCCCUGGAGGAGGAGAGGGAUGAGCUCCUGAGCAAGCUGAGCCGGGUGGAAGGGCUGAACAGCACUCUGGAGGCACAGCUGCAGCGGUGCCGAGGCAACCGCAGCCUGGGCAAGAUGUGCAGCUCUUCCUACUCCCUUUGCUCCAACCUCAGCAGCACAUGGAGCCUUGUGGACAAGCCUUCUGACCUUACGAGCGGACUCACAGACCCACUGGGUGUUUCUGCCAUCACAUUCCCAGGGGACUCUGCCAUUCAGAGCAUGGAGGGGACUCCUGACAGUGAGAAGGACAUCAACCGCCUCUCUACCUUCCCCUUCCCUCCUUGCAUCGGCUCCAUCCUUCGUCGGCAGCGUGAAGAUAGGUGCAUGCCCUACAAAAGCUUGUCCUGCGGCUCCUUCAGCAGCAUGGAAGAUACAGCAGGCAACAGUUUUGUUAGCAUCCCACCUGGGGCCUUCUCCUCCUCUUCCAGCAGCACCUACACCAGGGUGAAGUCAGAGACCUGCUUGUCCAUGCUUACCAGCCACAAGGAGAUCUCUAGGAGGUCACUGGUGGUGCAGCUCACGAGCAUGGGUCACCCCAACAGCCUGUUGUCCCAUGAGAAGAGGCUGGGAGCAGACAUCUCCAUCCUUGGAGGGAACAGGACGGGGAUUUAUGUCCAGUGGGUCAAGCCGGGCUCACUAGUCGAGAGCACAGGACUCAGGGAAGGGUGCCGGCUCAUUGAGUUGAGGGUCCCAUCACUGAAGGAAGAGGUGCUUUCUCUGGAGAACUGUACACGUGAGGUUGCCUACCUGAGCCUGCUGCAUUGGGAUGAACCCUCCAGCCUUGUCUUCCAGCUGGACCUGCAAGGGUACCAACCUCUACGGGAAGCCUUAGAAGAAGGGAAGAAGUUUUCUGGGGACUCAUUCUACAUCCGUACCAACCUGUCCCUCCUGGAGCCAUCAGACCCUUAUGCUCUAUGUGUCAAAUGUCGGGAGAUCCUGCAUGUCACAGACACCAUGUACAAGGGGCGGCUGGAGUGGUACUGUUCCCGUGUCGAUCCCUUGACCAUGCGGGACUUGGACAAGGGGACAGUGCCCAACUACAGCAGGGCACACCAGCUUUUGAAGAUCCAGGAGAAGGUCCACAUACCUGGGCAGCAGAGGGGCCACAGAAAUAAUCUAAAGAAACGGGCCUUGGACCAACUACGCUUGGUGAAAUCCAAACAGCAGAAGGGCCCAGAACAGCCCUGUCAGCAGCUGUGGCUGGACCCCUGUCCAGACCCAGACAGGAGCCUGAAGCCUUACAGCCUGGUGCACCCUGUGGUGGUCAAGACACCCCGUCCCGUGGUGCUGUCCCCCAGCUGCAUUGCACUACGGCUCAUCAGGAACCUGCUGGAUUUGCCCACCUCUCGCCUGGACUUCCACGUGUGCCCAGCAGAGAAGCUGACAGACCCCAGUGCUGCCCAUGUGCAGGAGUCCCCCAUGUCUAGAAAUGCCCCCCAGGAGCGAAGGGAGAGCAGUCGAGUCUGCAUGAUCCAGGAGGCAAUGCAGAAGAAUAAACACUGCCUGCUGGAGCUGGGAGUUCAGAGUGUGAGGGAUCUAAUUAAACGUGAGAUAUACCCCAUUGUUAUCCACGUUGAGGUCACUGAGAAGAACGUCAGGGGGUUCAGGAGCUUGCUGGGGCAGCCUGGCCAGCGUGAUGCGGAGGUGCUGAAGGCAUGUCGUGGUGCUGAGCGGGCUCUCCAUGCUCUACCCUGCUCUUGGGCUCGUGUGGAGCCCCAUGCCUGGAGCCACGCAGAAGAACUGCCCAAGGUGGUGCGGAGCUGCAUCUUCCAGGAGCAAAACCGCCCACUGUGGGUUGAGGAUGGUGAUGACUGAAUCUGGAGGUACAGAGCCUUCCCCAGGUGCUGUCCUUCAGGUAGCAUGUCCUCUCUCUCCAAGGGGAUGCUGGCAGCAAUGGGACCAGGUAGCUUUUAAGGUCCACUUGGGGCUGUGAAGAGUUGGGGAUGUAAAGCAUGUUGACCCACCAGCCUGAGUUUUCCAUAUUUGACUGGAGAGAAGUCUUCCACCUUCUUGCUGGACAUCUCAUGGACUGUUCCCCAUCACCUUGAGCCUUUGGCUCUGGUACAUGGUGAGACUGGGAACACGAGGAAAACAUGUGAGAUGAGGCUGAGCAAGAGCAUAUCUCACGCGUGCAUGCAUCUAGUGUGUUAAAACCCUUCUCUCAUCUCCUUUGUUUUCCCUUCUCUACCUCACCUCCUGCCCCAUGGAGCAGGAAACACAGUUUGUCUGCAAACACCCUGCUGUAGCCAGACUGACACUAAGUUUGCAACCAACCCUCGUUUUAUGGGAGCUGUACUCUUUAUUGCUUGUAAAUUAUUAAUGGGCCCUUUUAUUGGCAACCCGUGUGUAAAAGAGAAUUAAAUACCAUUCAUAAUAGGAAUGGGA